AUGCGCGGUAGUACCGUGCAGUCCCCUCACACGGUGGGGAAGGACGCUCAUGAUGCCGUACUUAAAGCCGCGUCGCUGACUUCUAGUGCGCUUAUAGCUCCUAGUGCGCCACGAUUGCCGGUUUUUGCGGACGUGGAUGUGUCACAGUACGUGCAGCGGCACAGGGGGCGGCGGGUCGAAGCGGAAAACGCGGCGCGUCAGUCGGACUCCGAUCGCAGGUCGGACCUGCGAUCGCUGUGCACGGGGAUCCGCCGAUACCAGCUUCCGGGGAACGGGGGAGGCCAGCUGCCGGGGGACGGGGGACUAGGCCGUUGCGCGCCCACGAAUGCAGUUCCUACAAUCUGCGCCGUCGCGGAAGUUGCUGCGCCGACCCCCCCGCCUGUCGACGUUUUGCGCGCAAGCUCUGCCGCUCAUUCCGCUGCUGCUGCUAGUAGUACGUGGAGUGAUAGCCGGCGUCUAAGCGUUGCGGGUUCCGCCCCCCCGGAAAGAGCGCAGAGCGAAGGGAACACUGUCGUCACAAUAUCCCGUGAAAAUGCUAGCUGCAGUGGCAGACUCGACAGCAGCGGCGCGGCCGGCCUUCCCCGCCAGAGAGACAGCGACGAACGAAGAGCACGGACUACAGAUACAGGAACCGGCAUUAUGCCGUCUCGUCACCUGCGCGUGGUAAACUCCGCUGCAGCCGUCAUUCAGUGCCGGCCAGUCAACUCUGCCGACCAGCAGGCGGCGAAAACCACGUGCGCCACGCGCCAGCCACGCUCGGGAACGUGCAGAACCGCGAGUUGCGCUGGGGGGAAUGCGGUGGGGCUGGUGAGAGCGACGAAGGCGGAGACGGGGGAGGAGGGGGAGGGAAAACAGGAUGAUGGUGAUGAUGAUGGGGAAGAAGGGGAGGAGGAUGAUGAUGACGUGGUUCUCGCAAUGCCGGUUAGCAUAUUUCGCAGAGGGGUAGUUGGAGCGGCGCCGGGUGAAUGGGACACCAGGGAGGGGAGAGGCGAAGGGUUGGGGGCGAAUGGAACAGUUCUAGUUGCGAGAGCCGCAGCGAAGGGCUGGAGGGGAAGGACAGGGGGGCCAGGGGGACGAGCGUGCGACGCUGGCGACGAGGAUGAGGGGAAUGGCGACGUCGUCACGUGCAAGCCUGUCGCCGUUAGGGUAACUUGCUUCGCAACCCCCGUAAUUCGCAGGAGGGUUUCGAGAAGUGCAGGUGGGAAACUGCCCGCGAGAGGUGCGGCGGGUGGGCGGAAGGAUGCUGCGCGGGUGGCGGGGGGUGCAGCGCUGGGCCGAAUAGCGCGGAGGAGCACGGCAGAGGGAGCAACACUUCGUGCGGGCAGAGAAGGCUCAGAGACGGGGGGAAGCAGCGUCGGUGGAGUGCCGCCCAUGCUGGUGCACAAGGGAAUGGUGCUGUGCGAUGGGGCGCGGUCGAGGUGUGAGACAGGGCGGGAAGGGGAGGAGAAGACAGAGCGGCAGGAGGAGGGCAGGGAGGAUGAGGCACAGGACGGGAAGGGGAUAAGGAGACAGGCGCACGAAGCGGCUGCACGGUCGAAGCGGGCUGAACAGGCAGCGCGGGCAGAGCGGGCAAAGGAGAUGGUGCGAGGGAGGGAGGGAAUGGCAGCGGAGGUGCAAGAGAGCAGAGCGGCAGCAGAUGUGGCGCUGGGAGAGGAUAAAAAACGAGUGGGUGCUGUGAGCGCGCCGAGCCCUGCUGUGAGCGCGCCGAGCCGUGCUGCUGUGAGUGUUAUAGAGGAGGGGAGGAUUCGAGAGCAGUUGCAAUUAAUUGCAGAGGCCGUGGACAGGCGGGCCGGACAGGAGGAGGUGCGGCGUAGAGGGGAGGGGUGGGUUAGAGAGGAGGUGCGGCGUAGAGGGGAGGGGUGGGUUAGAGAGGAGGUGCGGCGUAGAGAGGAGGAGGAGCGGGUUAGAGAGGAGAGGCGGAUUAGAGAGGAGGGGCGGAUAAGCGAGGAGGGGCGGAGUAGAGAGGAGGAGCGGAUUAAAGACCAGUUGCAGUUGACUGAAGGGGUGGAGGAGGAGGGGAAUAAACAGCAGUCCGAGCCAGCCAAACCGAGUGCUUAUCUCGCCAAGCCGAGUGCUUAUCUCGGCGCCAUGGAUGCGCUGAGCUGGCAGGAUCUCUACGUGGACUGUGACGUGGCAGACCUGUGGCAGGAGGCGCUUGGCAGCAGCCCACACGACCGCGGGGAGCAGCACAGCCAAUGGGAGCACUGGGGCAGAUCCAUCCAUUAA
Closterium sp. Naga37s-1 is the source of this 2226-nucleotide messenger RNA. The record is from the annotation of a GenBank genome assembly. NCBI's taxonomy places the organism in Eukaryota, Viridiplantae, Streptophyta, Zygnematophyceae, Desmidiales, Closteriaceae.